CCCCGCCCGGCGGACAGACGUCGCAGCGUCAGCACCCAGGCAUGAAUCACCAAGCAAGGUGUCGCCACACCGCCCAUGACGUCACCGAGCGUCUGUCCUGCUGGUUUGGCCGCAUAUGCUGGGGCUUCAGCGUCGCUCAGGUGUCAAAGGGGACUUGGGUUUCAUCAGUACCUGAAAUCAGCAGCUACGUUUCACAAAGGCAAAAAUGAAAAAAAUCAUUGUUGGAAUUGGAGGCAUGACAAAUGGUGGAAAAACCACAAUUGCAUGCAGUCUCAAGAAAGCACUUCCAAACAGCUCUUUAAUAAAUCAAGAUACAUUUUUCAAGGAGUCUGCUGAUGUGGAGUUUGGAGAAGAUGGCUUUCAGCAGUAUGAUGUCAUUACAGCUCUAGAUAUGGAAGCAAUGAUGAAUGCAGUAUAUGGCAGGAUGAAGAAUAUAGCUGCCUUCCGUGAGGAAGACAUAGCUCAAGAAUAUAAUGACCUUGGCAUCCUAAUAAUAGAAGGGUUCCUUCUUUACAAUUAUAAGCCAUUGAAUGAUGUUUUUCAUCAGCGCUAUUAUAUCUCCAUUCCAUAUGAGGAGUGCAAGAGACGAAGAUGUUUAAGAACUUAUGAACCACCAGACCCACCUGGAUAUUUUGAUGGACAUGUGUGGCCAAUGUACCUCAAAAAUAAAAAAGAAAUGGAAGAGAUAGCAGACAACAUAAUUUACUUGGAUGGAACAAAAUCCCCAGAAGAACUAUUUACUCAAGUUUACGAAGAUAUUUUAAGGGAAGUUCAGAAACUCAAGACAUCUGCUGACUAUUGCUGCUGAUAAUUCCAGUGAACAAAGGCUUACAGCACCGAGCUUCUUUACCUGAAGAAAAUCUAGAGACGCAUUGGAAUGCACAUAACCAACGCUUGGAAGCAAUCUAAUCAUUGACAAACUUUCCUACAGAGACUGCCUAUCCCCAAAAGUUUGAUUUCUACCUUAACAUCUUUCAAAUAAUGCUUUAUUUUAUUAUUGUGCCAGUAUGAAUCAUGACAAUUCCCUAUCUUUAUUAUUUCUUUUAACCUUCAUCUACCAAAUUAUAUUGUAUCAAGCAGUGCAUUCAAUGCCCAGCAAAUUAUGAUUAUGAUGUAAUGGACUGGAUUAUAAUGUGAUGUUUCCUCCUUCAGUCUUUACCUCAGAAUUUCAGGUAGGUUUACCAGUUAAAUAACACGAAGGCCCGCUAUGAUCUCCGCAAAGACUUGAAGGAUUCCAAGAGGCAAUAACGGAACAAACUUGAGUCCCAGUAUAAUCACUCAGACACACGGAGAAUAUGGCAUGGUUCGAAUAAGAUAACUGGUUGCAAAGCAAGGUCAAGCAACAUCAUUGGUGUUAAUGCGACCCAAACUGAUGAAUUGAAUGCUUUUUAUGCUCACUUUGAGCAGAAGGUCAACAGGGUGGUGACACCCAGCCCUUUAGACUCAAAUGCGCCUCUUCCCUGGGUUACUAUUGCAGAGGUUAUGUCAGCAAACAACUUGCCCUGGUUAAGCAACAGGCCCAGAUGGAGUUCCUGGCCGUGUCCUUAGUAGCUGAGCGGACCAGCUAGCGGGAGUAUUAACAAACAUCUUUAAUCUCUCCCUCCUCUGUUCUGAGGUACCCACUUGCUUCAAGAAGACCCACCAUAAUGCUGGUGCUUAAUAAAAGCAAGACUUAAUACCUAAACGACUACGGUCCAGUUGCCUUGACAUCCACUGUCAUGAAAUGUUUUGAGAAGCUAGUUAUGGAACGCAUUAAAUCCAGUCUACCAAGCGACCUUGACCCACUGCAGUUCGCCUACCGCCACAACAGGUCCAUGGACGAUGCCAGCGCUCUAACCUACACUAAUUGCUGGAACACCUGGAAAAGAGAGACACCUCCACAGCCGAGCACUAGGCCAUUAUCUCAAGCACCAUCACUGGCUUCAUCGCUUCCGGCUCCCUGCCCUGCCAAGCCUCCAACCUCAUUGUUCCCCAGCCCCACACGGCCCGAUUUUAUCUUCUCUCUAAAAUCCACAAACCUGACUGUCCUGGCAGACCCAUUGUUUCUGCUUGUUCUUGUGCCACCGAACUUAUUUCCACAUACCUUGACCAUCCUAUCCCCCCCAGUCAAAUCCCUCCCUACCUAUGUCCAAGACACCUCACAUGCUCUUCGUCUCCUCCAUGACUUCAGUUUUCCAGGCCCCCAUUCCCUCAUCUUCACCAUGGAUGUCCAGUCACUCUACACCUCUAUCCCCCACCAGGAGGGUCUUAAAGCCCUCCGUUUUUUCCUCGACCGCAGAACCAACCAAUCCCCAUCUACUAAUAUUCUCCUCCGCCAAGCUGAGCUGGUCCUUACCCUCAACAACUUUUCCAUUGACUCCUCCCAUUUCCUUCAAAUCCAAGGCGGAGCUAUGGGCACAUGCAUGGGCCCCAGCUAUGCCUGCUUCUUUGUAGGGUACGUUGAACAAUCCUUGUUCGAGGCGUACCGUGGCCCUAUCCCCAAACGCUACCUCAGCUACAUUGACGACUACAUUCGUGCUACCUCCUGCACCCAUGCAGAACUCACUGACUUCAUCCAUUUCACCACUAACUUCCAUCCGGCACUCAAAUUCACCUGGACCAUUUCCGACAUCUCCCUACCAUUUCUAGACCUCACCAUCUCCAUCGCAGGUAACAGAGCACUGACCGACAUCUACUACAAACCCUCUGACUCCCAUGACUAUCUGGACUACACUUCUUCCCACCCUGCUUCCUGUGACUCUAUCCCCUACUCCCAAUUCCUCCGUCUACGCCGCAUGUGCACCCAGGAUGUGUUCCAAACGAGGACAUCAGAGAUGUCUUCAUUCUUUAGGGAACGGGGGUUCCUCUCUUUGACUAUAGAUCAGGCUCUCACCAGGGUCUCUAUAUCCCGUAGCUCCGCUCGCUCUCCCCAUCCCCCCCACUCGUAACAAGGACAGAGUCCCCCUUCUCCUCACCUUCCACCCUGCCAGCCAUCACUUACAACAGAUAAUCCUCCGACAUUUUUGCCACCUCCAACGGGAUCCCACCACUGGACACAUCUUCCCAUCUCCUGUCCUUUUGGCUUUCCGCAGAGACAGUUCCCUCCAUAAUUCCCUGGUUAAUUCGUCCCUCCCCACCCAAACCACCCUCUCCCCAGAUACUUUCCCUUGCAACCGCAGGAAAUGCUAAACUUGUCGCUUUACCUCUCCCCUUGACUCCAUCCAAGGACCCAAGCAGUCUUUCCAGGUGAGGCAGAGGUUCACCUGCACCUCCUCCAACCUCAUCUAUUGCAUCCGCUUUUCCAGGUAUCAACUGCUCUACAUCGGUGAGACCAAGUGCAGGCUUGGCGAUCGCUUCGCCCAACACCUCCGCUCAGUUCGCAAUAACCAACCUGAUCUCCCGGUGGCUCAGCACUUCAACUCCCCCUCCCAUUCCGAAUCUGACCUUUCGGUCCUGGGCCUCCUCCAUGGUCAGAGUGAGUCCCACCGCUAAUUAGAGGAGCAGCAUCUCAUAUUUCGCUUGGGUAGUUUACACCCCAGGGUAUGAACAUUGACUUCUCCAAUUUCAGGUAGUCCUUGCUUUCUCCUUUCCCUCCCCUUCCCAGUUCUCCCACAGCCUACUAUCUUCGUUUCUUCCUUUCUUUUUCCCACGCCCACCCCUGCAUCAGUCUGAAGAAGGGUCUCGACCCGAAACGUCGUCCAUUCCUUCGCUCCAAUAAUGCUGCCUCACCUGCUGAGUUUCUGCAGCAUUUUUGUCUACCUCCGUCACACUCCUAUUCAGAGAAUACACCUCUGCCUUUAAUACCAUUAUACCAUCCAAGCUUAUCACCAAAUUCACGGGACUUGGUCAGAAUUCUUCUCUGCAAGUGGCUCCUCGACUUCCUGACCAACGGACCCCAAUCAGUGAAGAUAGGGGACAAAUCAUCCUCUACGAUAAUCCUUAACACUGGUGCUCCGCAACGAUGUGUUCUCAGUUCCCUUGUUUACGCCUUGUACACCCACGGCUGCUCCUCCCAAGUACAAAUCUAACUCAGUUUACAAAUUUGUUGAUGUCACCACCAUUGUGGGCCGGAUAUCAAAUAAUGAUGAGACGGAGUACUGGAAGGAGAUUGAGAACCUUGUGUCCUGAUGUCAAGACAACACCCUUUCAAUGUCAGCAAGACAAAGGAGAUAGUGAUUGACUUCAGGAAGCGAAGUAGUACACAUACCCCAGUUUGCAUUGACGGUGCCGAAGUAAAAAACUCCUAGAAAACUUAAAUUCCUAGGAGUAAAUAUCACCAACAACUUCUCCUGGACCACCCAUAUUGAAGCAACAGCCAAAAAAGCACACCAACGCCUCUACUUCCUUAGAACGCUGAGUAUGUUCGGCAUGUUCCCAACAACUCUCACCAACUUAUACAGAUUCGCCGUAAAGAUCAUUUUAUCGGGAUGCAUCACAGCUUGGUUUGGGAACAGCUCCAUCCAAGACCGCAAGAAAUUGCAGAAUAUUAUGGACGCAGCCCAGACCCUCACACAAACCAACCUCCCUUCCGUUUGCUCCAUUUAUACCUCACGUUGCCUUGGCAAGGCCAGCAGCAUAAUCAAGGACAAGUCGCACCUUGGCCAUUCACCUCACCCUUCAGGUAUAGGUAUAGAAGUGUGAAAAUGCACACCUCCAGAUUCUGGGACUAUUUCAUCCUAGCUGUUAUCAGACAACUGAAUCCUCCUAGCAAAACUAGAGUACAGUCCUGAACUACUAUCCACCUCAUUGGAGACCCUCGGACUAUCUUUGAUCGGAGUUUACUGGCUUUAUCUUGCACUAAACGUUAUCAUGUAUUUGUACACUAUGAAUGGCUCGAUUGUAAUCAUGUAUUGCCUUUCCGCUGACUCGUUAGCAUGCAACAAAAGCAUUUCACUGUACCUCGGUACACGUGACAUUAAACUAACUAAACUAAACUAAUACCUAUGUGCUUUAUGUUCAGGAGAAUUUGGAAACUGUCUACCUUGGCCCAUAUCCCUCUAAGCCUAUCCUAUCCAUGUACCUGUCUAAAUGUUUCUUGAAUGCUGCAAUAGUACUUGCCUAAACUACCUCCUCCGGCACCUCAUUACAUACAC
Molecule: messenger RNA, 5072 nt
Organism: Amblyraja radiata (thorny skate)
Lineage: Eukaryota; Metazoa; Chordata; Chondrichthyes; Rajiformes; Rajidae
Product: nicotinamide riboside kinase 1
Exons: 9
Coding region: 206-808 (200 amino acids)
Source: RefSeq, a predicted model, not a curated record